This is a messenger RNA of Seminavis robusta, 342 nucleotides long. The record is from the annotation of a GenBank genome assembly. NCBI's taxonomy places the organism in Eukaryota, Bacillariophyta, Bacillariophyceae, Naviculales, Naviculaceae.
AUGGAUGAAGCAGUGGGACAGAUCAACUUUGGCGUUCUCAUCAAGACCUUUCCUUCCAAGGGAAAAAACUACCCCCCAAAUCGUGAUCCUGGUUCAAUCCCCAUGUGUGGCUAUGAUAUUUAUGUGGCUCGUCGUGGUGAGGGUUGGAAUGUGACGAAAGCAAACCCCAAAGUCACUUAUCGCGUCGGGCGUGACGAAGAUGUCAGCUUGGUGAUUCUUCCAGGUGAUGCCCUUGGUGAAGGUAACUACAACGACAUCUCAUUCCUUAUCCAUGCCAUCCAGCGAGCGCUUGAAGAAAAUAAUGUGGUUUUUGAACCACAAGUUGUUGGGAAAGCGGAUUAG